CGUAUAAACGCCGGGAUGGGUUUCCCGGCGCCGCUUUUCGGCAGGAGGAAGGAGACCAGCCUCAACAUGAGGGCAGCUCUCACCCUGCUGCUGCUUUUAGCCGCCGUGCGUGCUGAGCACCGAGGUAAAGCUUAUGUCCGGGACAAAGUCUGCCAGGAGUUCAAGGCCCUGGGGAAGGAGGACUUCCGAACCCUGACCAUCAUCACCAGCAGCAGGAAAUUCUCCAACGCCACCUUCGAGGAGAUCAGCCACCUCGUCCGCGAAAUCGUCUCCCUGGCUGAAACCUGCUGCGCCGAAGGUGCCGACCCCUCCUGCUACGAUGCCGGGUCCUCAGCUUUGUCGGCCAAAUCCUGCAGCGAGGGCUCGCCCUUCCCGGCCCACCCCGGCACGGCCGGCUGCUGCGCCCAGGAGGGGCUGGAGCAGAAGCUGUGCCUGGCCGCCCUGCGGCACCCACCCCAGCAGCUGCCCCGCUACGUCCAGCCCUCCAACGAAGAGCUCUGCCAGGACUUCAAGAAGGACCCCAAGGACUUCGCGGACCGGUUUCUGCACGAGUACGCCAGCAGCUACAGCCAGGCACCCCUGCCCGUGCUCCUGGGCUCCACCAGGACCUUCCUCUCCAUGGUCUCUACCUGCUGCAUCUCCCCCGCGCCCACCGCCUGCUUCCUGAAGGAGAAGCUGGAAAGGAAAACCCUCUCCCUCCUCACCCUGAUGUCAAACCGGGUUUGCUCCCGCUUCACAGCGUACGGGAAGGACAAAGUCACCUUCAGCUACCUCACCUCGCUCGCUCAGAAGAUGCCCAGCGCUUCCUUCGAGGACCUUUUCCCCCUGGCAGAAGACGCUGCCGAGGUGUUUUCCCAGUGCUGCGAGGCGGUGGCCGAGGACUGCAUGCAGAAGAAGUUAUCGGAGCACACGGCCAAAGUCUGCGGCGCGCUGUCGGCCGGAGACGAAAGGAUUGCCGACUGCUGCCAGGGGAAAAACCUCAUGCAAAACUAUUUCUGCAUCUCGGCCUUGCCACCGGCGCCCACCCCCAAACUGCCGGAGGCGCAGAAGCCGACGAACGAGCAGCUCUGCAGCGAGGAGGGGGCUCGCCACGCCAAGAGGUACCUGUUUGAGCUGACGCGGAGGCACACCAGCGUCCCCGACGCCUUCCUCGGCAAGCUGUACGACACCUGCAAAAAAGUCAGGGGGGAGUGCUGCUCUGCCAAGGACCCCUCCGCCUGCCUGGACAGCAAGCACCAGCGGAUGGCAGAAGAGCUGCCCCCCUUCCUGGAAAAGGCCAACCAGCUCUGCGGGCAGUACACUGAAUUAAAUUUCCUCGACUUCAAGAAGAGGCUGCGGGAGAGCUUGACGCAGAAGAUGCCGGACGCCAGCCCCGAGCUGCUGGGGCAGCUGGUGGAGCAGCGAGCCGACUUCGCCUCGACCUGCUGCCCGCCCAACUCACCCCCCCUCUACUGCGCCUCCAAGGUGAGCAUGGAGCUGGGAGAGGCGUGCGAUGGGGACUCGUGCCUGCUGAGCUAGGUGCCCAGAGGGAAGCGGGAUGCCGAAAGGGAGUACGAAGGAACCAGGCUGGAGGACGCCCGGCAAGACGGCUGCUUCUCCUUGCACCGGGAGGGGAAGGUGCCACCGAACCCGCGGCUCCCUGCCGCCCGCCGGCAACACCGCCGAUGUAUUCCUGCAGCCGCAAUAAAGACUUAAAAAAAGCACCCUCGCUGCUGC
Molecule: messenger RNA, 1716 nt
Organism: Harpia harpyja (harpy eagle)
Lineage: Eukaryota; Metazoa; Chordata; Aves; Accipitriformes; Accipitridae
Gene: GC
Product: GC vitamin D binding protein
Exons: 13
Coding region: 16-1518 (500 amino acids)
Biological process (GO): vitamin transport
Cellular component (GO): cytoplasm; blood microparticle
Molecular function (GO): vitamin transmembrane transporter activity; vitamin D binding
Source: RefSeq, a predicted model, not a curated record